UUGGUUUGAACUUCCGAGGAAGUAAUGGGACUUCAAGAAGGGGACAAUGGGGGGAAAGCUGACUUGAUAAAACAAGUAUCAUAUUGUUACAUGCCGUCUCGUAUCGCAACAUUUGUAAACUUUUCUCGCGUCUUAGAUUUUUGAACACUUGGAUUUUCAUUUUUGGAUUAGGUCAGAACUCUAAACAACGGAGUGAUAUUCAACACUUAAACGACAUGAACGGCUCGGGCAGACCUCUUUAAGAUUUCCAUUUUACCUUUGUGUUUUGCUAUUAAAGAGAACACACGUUCCGGAGAUAUGUUUUGUAGCUGCGUUAAAUGAGUUUGCUGGAAUUCCCCAGAGGUUUUGGAAUGUACGCACGACAGAAUUUGUCAGCCCUACUUACGAUUUUGUUCCUUAUUUUUACGUUAUUUUUAACGGUAGGUAUUUGCACAGACCUUAAAGUAUUAGUUCGUUUGAGUGAUGGGCAAAUUACAGAGGAAACUCUGGAGGCAGACAGUGAGAGGGAUGUUAUCACUGUGGAAUUCAAGCAAGGAGAUGGUACUCUUAUAACAGUCUUGGCUGACUUUAAACGGCAUGUGAAGAUCUUCCGUGCCCUGGUCCUCGGGGAACCGGAGCGGGGCCAGACGCAGUACCAGGCCCUGUGCUUCAUCACACACCUCGACCCUCGAGAGUUCAUCCCCACCGAGUCCAUGGCGCGGCUCCGCCAGAAAAACUCUCACGUGGUGCGGUCGGCGGACGAGAGCCGGGGCCUGGAGCAGCUCAGCAUGGACGUGGCCGUCAACCUGACCCAGGCCUGGCAGCUGAGCGCCCACGUGCGCAACGUCUGUGGCGAGGCCCAGCAGGCCUACACCAGCCAGGCAGACGUGAGCCGCUGGACCGGCAGAGGACUGGAGAGAUCCAUGUUUGAGGCCCAGCCCUCCGACCCGGACGUGCCCACUCUGCCCGCCUGCUCGGCGGCCACGGGCCUGUGGGAGGCCUGCCUGUGCUCGUACGGCCUGAGUCUGGAGUGGUACCCCUGCCUGCUCAAGUACUGCCGCGGCCGAGGCCCCAGCCCCUACAAGUGCGGCAUCCGGAGCUGCAGCAAGACCUUCCGCUUCAGCUUCCAUACGCCACACAGACAGCUCUGUCUCUGGGACGAGGAGGCGUAGGAAGCGGUGCCCCGUGCCCAGCCGUGUGCCCGUAUGUUCACAUGCCAAGUGUGCCAAGCUUGAGAUGUUCUCCUCCUCACAAGCAGUCGAGAUGUAUCUUUUUAUCUUUUUUCCUCUGCAUCUCUGAACGUCAAAAAAGAUGUGUGCCUUUCUGUGACACUGUGUGUGCGUGACGCUGUGUGUGCGUGACGCUGUGUGUGUGACGCUGUGCCCCAGGGCCAGAGUACGUGGAAGACGGUUUCACAAGGAGCCGUCACACUCACCGUGUUAAGGGAUAAUUAGUAUGUUGUGCAGUGGUGCAAUGAUCUGGUGACACACAGUGGCCCCAACGUCACAUGCUGGACGCCUUGAUCCCAGAGGAGAAGAGUCUUAUCUCUUAGUUUGACUUCCUUACAUAUGCAGUUUUCUUUUGCUAUUAUUAUUAUUAUUAUUGUUAUUAUUAUUGUAUUAUUUAUGAACAACAGUAGCUGGUUAGAUAUCCGUGAAGCUAGAAAUAUCUUUAUAGCACUAAAAGACAAGUUUGGAUUAGAUUAUCUGACUGGAAACUUGGUAGAUCACAACUUGGUAGUAGCACUCACUCACAGUACAUAAACCUGUACCUCAUGCAAAUGUCUUUCUUCAUUGCUCAGUUUCAAAUGAUCAUAAUUGACAUCAGGUUCAGUCACCACUCCACCACACGUUGCCCUGCCUUAAAAUGAAUGCUGGGCCACUAUGGCAUGUUGGCUUUAAGCCACACAGUAUAUUAAACGUAUUCUCAGUGCCUUUCCACCAGGUGCCAAGUUCCCCCUUACUUGUUUUUUACAGAGGUGCCUGAGCUGUUUCACCUCCAGCUGGUCUUGUUAUGCUUGGCAGUGAGGCAUUAGGAGUUCGAUGUGUUAAUAAAAUGUUAAUUAAGUGUUAUAUUGAUGUUGAUCAAAUGUUGUCCUUGCUUGGUAAAGGUUAUUAUUGACGGAGAUUAUUCAUGCCAGUUGAAAAUGCUAUAUGCUCCCGACUUGGGUAUUAGACCUAGGCGUCUAUGUUCAGGAAACCGUCCCUCAAAGGGUGUCUGUUUUUGCACCAUAUCCUUUGAUUUAAAGGUGUUUUAUUUUUCAUUAUGUAGAAAUGUUGCACGCAUGUAUUGACACUCACAGACCGAAUUUCACUGUUGGAUGGUAAUGGGACUUGUAAGAGGUCCAGGGUUUUCUCUACAUUAUGUGUAUGCCCUACCGUCAUCACUACGGGUGACCAUAUGCACCAUUAAUGACAUGAAAGUGAUGCUAAUAUUACUGUGAACUGACACAAGCCAAAUAUGGUCCAAGUUGCAACAUACGUGUAUGUAGAAUAUUGAGAUAUAAAUCUUUAACUAUUUUUGUACAACUAAAUCUGAGGGUAUUACCUGCAUUUGUGAUGGUUAAAUAAAAUGCUGUUCUUACAAAGAUUGG
Messenger RNA from Sardina pilchardus (European sardine), 2572 nucleotides. RefSeq names its product OAF homolog b (Drosophila) (gene oafb). The coding region runs from base 318 to 1151 and encodes 277 amino acids. Lineage: Eukaryota; Metazoa; Chordata; Actinopteri; Clupeiformes; Clupeidae. The record is from RefSeq and is a predicted model, not a curated record. The transcript is spliced from 4 exons.